Messenger RNA from Sarcophilus harrisii (Tasmanian devil), 737 nucleotides. RefSeq names its product Tctex1 domain containing 4 (gene DYNLT4). Gene Ontology annotation, molecular function: dynein intermediate chain binding. Gene Ontology annotation, cellular component: cytoplasmic dynein complex; cytoplasm. NCBI's taxonomy places the organism in Eukaryota, Metazoa, Chordata, Mammalia, Dasyuromorphia, Dasyuridae. Gene Ontology annotation, biological process: microtubule-based movement. The transcript has 2 exons. The record is from RefSeq and is a predicted model, not a curated record. The coding region runs from base 105 to 737 and encodes 210 amino acids.
GCAACGUACCCAAAACACCUAGGCUGGGCCCGGCCACCGGCUCGCUGACCUGCUAGCGGUGACCCACCUGGGCAUGACACAGAAGCAGACAGGCCCAGCUCGCCAUGGCCGGGAAAAGACUCGCCGAGACGGCCCGGACCGAGGAGGAGGAGGAGGAGCCCGCGCGCCUGCGCAGUAGCGGAGACGAACGGGGGCCGGUGCGCCUGCGGAACGCGGAGGAUCCGCCUCGCGGGGCCGCGGGGCCGGGCUCCCGCCGGGGCUCCCUGCUCGGGCCUGUCCCGGCCCCGUCCCGCCGCCCCUCGCUGGCUGCCGCCCUGGGGCCCGGACCGCGGCGCUCCUCGCUCGCGGGCGCCCGUCCCAGGCGGGCCCCGGCGCCGGGCCCGGGGGCGUGGCUGGGGCCCGGCCCCGCCCCCGGGGCGCGCUGGGAGGCGGAGCUCGUGCGGCGCGCCUUGGAGGCGGCGCUGACCGGCGCCCUGACUGGCGCGCGCUACCCGGCGGGCGGAGCCGGGGCGCUGGCACGCGGCCUCUGCGAGCUGGUGCGCAAGCGCGUGCGCGAGCUGCUGCCGCCGCGCUACAAGCUGGUGUGCUCGGUGGUGGUCGGGCAGCGCGCGGGCCAGGGCGUGCUGGUGGCCAGCCGCGCGCUCUGGGACCCCGCCAGCGACGGCCACGCGUCCGCGUGCGCGUGCGCGGCCUCGCUCUUCGCCGUGGCCGUGGUGCACGGGCUCUACUCCGAGUGA